Messenger RNA from Ipomoea nil (Japanese morning glory), 1692 nucleotides. Its product is annotated as TBC1 domain family member 15-like. Gene Ontology annotation, biological process: activation of GTPase activity. Gene Ontology annotation, molecular function: GTPase activator activity. The transcript is spliced from 13 exons. The coding region runs from base 294 to 1586 and encodes 430 amino acids. The record is from RefSeq and is a predicted model, not a curated record. Lineage: Eukaryota; Viridiplantae; Streptophyta; Magnoliopsida; Solanales; Convolvulaceae.
AAGAGCAGUGUUGUCAUGCAUUGGUGUUGCGAGGGAGCUGAUAGAGGGAAAAGUUUGUGAAGCCCCGGGGAUCUCCAACACCACCAUUUCCGCUCUGUUCACCUCUAAUAACCACUUCCCAAUGCCAAAAAAUAUAACUAAAACACAAUGCCAAACAAAUAUUAAAUUUUAAAAUAGCUUUCUUUUUCUUUUUUUCGUGUUUCUUUGCUUUGAAGUUGGUGUUCUGAAUCUUUGUCCAAAACCAGCAGGAAGGCAGCGAAGUCAAGCUUUAAAAACUGGAUUCGCUUUCGGAUAUGUGGAGGGGUCCUGGGACCCCUACUGAUUCAUUCUAUGAGGUCCGCCCCGAAUGCACUGAUGUUCCCAAGACAAAGUUUAGAAUCAAGGCUGGGAGAACCUUAAGUCCUCGGAAAUGGCAUGCUACAUUUAGUCCAGAAGGUUUUCUAGAUAUUGGCAAAACACUUAGCAGAAUUCAUCGUGGGGGAAUACAUCCAACGAUUAGAGGUGAAGUUUGGGAAUUUUUACUGGGUUGUUUUGAUCCGAAAAGCACAUAUGCAGAGCGAGAUCAGAUAAGGGAACGCAGAAGGGCACAGUAUAAUGUAUUGAAAGAAGAAUGCCACCAAAUCUUUUCCUUGAUAGGAAGUGGCAAAUUUGUAACUGCGCCUAUAAUCUCGGAGGAAGGAGAUCCUAUUCUAGAUCCUAUCGUACUUCAGCAAAUGGGGGAUGGCGAUGGAAACAAUCCAGAUAUGGUGAAGGAAACAGAUCAAAGAAUAAUUCAGUGGAAACUCACAUUGCACCAGAUAGGACUUGAUGUGGUCCGGACUGACAGAACACUUAUAUUUUAUGAGAAACAAGAGAAUCUAUCAAAACUUUGGGAUAUUCUUGCUGUUUAUGCCUGGUUCGAUAAAGAUGUUGGUUAUUGUCAAGGUAUGAGUGACCUUUGCUCUCCCAUGAUAAUUCUUCUUGACAAUGAAGGAGAUGCAUUUUGGUGCUUUCAACACUUAAUGCGCAGACUGCGAGGAAAUUUCAGAUGCACAGAUCAGUCUGUCGGAGUCGAAACACAACUUACUAAUCUGGCUUCAGUCACCCAAGUUAUUGAUCCUAAACUCCAUCAGCACUUAGAGACCUUGGGUGGAGGUGAUUAUCUCUUUGCUUUCAGAAUGCUUAUGGUUUUGUUCCGUCGAGAAUUUUCUUUUGGCGAUUCAUUAUAUCUAUGGGAGAUGAUGUGGGCUUUGGAGUAUGAUCCUAAUUUGUUUUUGUCGUAUGAAGACCCCGACUCGUCUACUGAAAUAUCUGAAGGGUCUAAAGCGGGAGGAAAGGCGAUUUACCAAUGCGGGAAAUAUGAGAGAGAAUACUUGAAAAAUGCUGGAAGAAGUAACGAACCUCCCCUCCCGAUAUCCGUUUUCCUUGUAGCCAAUGUGCUCAAAGAGAAAAGUCCCAAGUUGUUGGCAGAGGCUAGAGGGUUGGAUGAUGUUGUUAAGAUAUUAAACGAUGUAACGGGCAACAUAGAUGCCAGAAAGGCUUGCACUGGUGCCUUGAAGCUUCACAAGAAGUAUCUGAAGAAGGCUCAAGCUGCUAAGAAAGUGUGAAGGAGGAAGAAGAGUUGGAGGUCCAGAUUAGUUGAUUUUGGCAUUUCUGUGGCUUGAUUUGGUGAUGAUAGUAAUGUAUAUUCCAGCACUCAAUUGGAUACAUAAU